Molecule: messenger RNA, 1303 nt
Organism: Sabethes cyaneus
Lineage: Eukaryota; Metazoa; Arthropoda; Insecta; Diptera; Culicidae
Product: CLIP domain-containing serine protease B4-like
Exons: 4
Coding region: 56-1162 (368 amino acids)
Biological process (GO): proteolysis
Molecular function (GO): serine-type endopeptidase activity
Source: RefSeq, a predicted model, not a curated record
UGCUUCCGCAGGCCCUAAUCAGAGGUAUCAGUAGCAUACGGGAUCUCUCGGUGGAAUGGCGAUCUAUCUGACGCUCGGUGCGUUUUUCAUUGCGAUCGUUACUUGUCACGCUGUCGAUUUGUACGAUAAUUGCGAAGAUGGAGCCGGAGUGGCGGGACUCUGCGUCCCGGUUAAAGACUGUAAUCCAAUCAGUGCCCUGUUGAUGCGAGGUGCUUUAUCCAGUGAUGAGAAAAACUACAUCAUUAAAUCAAACUGUGGUAUGCUAAGUUCGGGAAGAGGAGUCUGCUGUCCACUACCGAAGUCGUUAAAAGCCCGAUUUGCCGCUCCUGCAGGGCUUCCUCCCUCGGGAACGUGUGGUCAUGAUUCCAGCAGUCGAAUAGUAGGAGGAGAAACUGCCGAGCUCGACGAAUACCCAUGGUUGGCUCGUAUUCAAUACUUUAAACCGAACAAAAGAUUGGGUUUCCACUGUGGCGGCGUGCUGAUCAACGAGCGAUACGUACUGACAGCGGCUCACUGUAUCCAAAAUGUUCCGUCAACUUGGAAAGUGUACAAAGUUCGCUUGGGAGAUUAUGAUGCCGAAUCCGAUAUUGAAUGCAGUGCGAACGAUCAAACUGACUGCGUCAACUCGUCCCAGGACAUUCUAAUAUCGUCGUACUACAUCCAUGAGGACUACUUUCAAGAGAAUGGUGCCGACUACAAUGACGUUGCCCUAAUUCGGCUAUCAGUACCUGUGAACUACACCGCGUACAUCAGUCCUAUCUGCUUACCGAACACGGAAGAGCUGAAGAAUUUAGAUACCACAGACAAACUGAUGACAGUUGCCGGUUGGGGACAGACUGAGUCCGGAUCAACAAGUCGGUACAAAAUGUACUUAAGGGUCGCUGGCUGGAACAACGAUCGCUGUGCUGAAGCCUUCACCUCCGCCAAUGUGGACAUCAUCGAGAGUCAUUUGUGCGCCGGUGGUAAAAAAGGACAGGAUUCGUGUCGAGGAGACUCAGGAGGCCCAUUGAUGAAGCUGGAGAGUGCCCAUGGCAAGAUGUCCUGGUACCUUAAGGGUAUCGUAAGCUUCGGUGCGAAUCGAUGUGGAACAGAAAACGUGCCAGGGGUUUACACUAGAGUUAGUAACUACGUUGAUUGGGUUCUUGAAAAUAUAGAAGAGUAAUAGCUAGCAUAAACACGUUACUUGAAUUUUGUUUUCGAUUAAAAUCCAAUUAAAGGAAUUUCGGAUGAUAAUACACGAUCAACAUGUAAUGAGUAUUUCAGAAUGUUAAUGCUAAUAAAAUCUAGGGAUCAAUAUGGUUCG